Molecule: messenger RNA, 3654 nt
Organism: Cyphellophora attinorum
Lineage: Eukaryota; Fungi; Ascomycota; Eurotiomycetes; Chaetothyriales; Cyphellophoraceae
Exons: 2
Coding region: 1-3654 (1217 amino acids)
Biological process (GO): RNA export from nucleus; protein export from nucleus
Cellular component (GO): nucleus; RNA nuclear export complex; cytoplasm
Molecular function (GO): RNA binding; nuclear export signal receptor activity
Source: RefSeq, a predicted model, not a curated record
AUGCAGGGCAGUGGCGGCCAGGUGCCAUCCGAUUACAGCACUUCGAAUGUUCUCCAGGCUCUCGAAUUAAUCCACACCCCUACUACCAAGAACGAAACUCGGAAAGAGGCCUCGAAAUACCUCGAUGGCCUGAGAUCAAGUGAGCAUGCCUUGCAACGCGGCUUGGAGCUGGCGGCAGAGCAGUCGCAGCAACCACUUGUCCGACACUUCGGCUUGUCCUUGCUGGAAUAUGCGGUCAAACACCAGUCGCACGAAUUCGAUGAUGCCCGAAACGACCAACUACGAGCAUGUAUAAUUGAUCUUGGCCGGAACAUCAGCAACGACGACCCGGUGUUCAUUCGAAACAAGAUCUCAGAACUAUGGGUCGAAUUGGCGAAGAGAAGCUGGGCACUGGACUGGCACGAUCUGGACUUCUUACUAUGCGAGUUCUGGGAGCAAACGUAUAUCUACAAAAGCUUUGUUUUGGCGGUCUUAGAGAACCUCUCGGAGGACUUGUUUGUACGCGAGGAUCCUACCGCCGUUCUACGAGGAAGUGAUCUCAAUACGGCACUGGUCGAGAUCUACACUCCCCGAUCGAGCUACGAUGGCGGCAUCAGGAUAGGGAAUACUGUACAUCACAUGCGACAUGGCGAUGAAGGCUGGCUGGUACGCAUAACCAAGUUCCUUGAAUCAUCUCUAGGCAAAACGACACACGAGGCCGAAGAGAAGAUCACGAUAUCGAAAGCCAUAAUGACGCUUCGAUCUGCCUUCGGCUGGAUAAUGGCUUCUGCUAUCGAAGAAGCAGGCUGUCUUCUGGUGGUCUGCAACUGUCUCGUCAAGAACGAUGAAGACAUCAUCAUGGCGGCCGUCGAUGCUCUAAUCGCCUUGUAUAAUCGACAGUCGCUUCAAGACGGGGAGAUUCGUAGUCUCGUCUACCCUCUGUGCCAGCCAGGAAGCGUCAGCAUACUGCGCCAAGUCUACGAGUGGUCAGUCGUUGGAUUCGAAGAGGUCAUCAGCCAACAAUAUGCAAUUUCGAAGAAAAUGGCAGAGCUGAUAUCGCUAUUGUCGGACCUGUUGACGAAGAUUGCACCACCCGAAAUGUCCAGCUUGGACGUCUCGUCGUUCUUGGACUUCCUGAUAAGCAUUGCUAAACACGACAGUCUGAUAGUGUCGAUCGCAGCCAUGCAUUCUUGGGAUAGACUGCUCAGUAUGAAGUCUUGGCGGCGAACAGAUGUUGUCUCGAACUGCGUACCGGCUUUGCUCGACGUCGUUCUCCCGCGGCUGAUCCAGUAUGAUCAGAUGCCGGACGAUACCGAAGAGCCUGCUGUGCUCUUUGUGACGGAAGAAAUCGAGAUUUUCCCCGAGCGUCAAGGAUUCUUCCUGAACUACCGAAGAUUGUGUGGAUCCAUCAUCGAAUGGAUCUGCUAUGUUCAUCUUGAGCAAGCCGUUGACUUCAUCCUUACACAGCUGAACAACAACAUGAGCUCCAUAAAACAAGCAGAUGCUGGACUAGAUUUCUCCACCUACAAGAGGAUCACUCCGCUCCAACUUCGAGCCGAGUCUCAGUGCUCCAUCGCAGAAGCUAUGCUGAGAGGCCUGGACAGAUAUAUGUCGGGACACAGCACCGCUGCAGAAGAGCAUCGUGCCACUGGCGAGCGUGGUUUGGAUAAAUGCCGAACAUGGCUGCUGUCCGUGCUCUUGGAGCUCCGGUUCAAUGAUCCCUCAGUUACACAACGACAGAUCAAGUUGGCUGUAGAAGUGUCGAACAAAGCUCUACAAAGCGACAAGGCCUUCGCUCUUGGCGUAAUGGAGCUCAUAUUGAGUGCUUUCACGCCCACUCGUCCAGAGUUUCCGGCCUAUUCGGAUGCUGUAGUGGACUUGUAUGGCUUCAGUAUUCAAGAGCUUCGGCGUCUUGUUGUGAGCCAUACAGAAUACUUCGCGACGUUUUACGACCAACUAAGCAGCAAGUUCGGCGAGCUCGUCGGCAGGAUACAAUUCGAGCCACGGAUCCGGACCGACAUGAAUUCGAUAUUGUUCUUGAUUGUUCAACGCACACCUUCAGCUGACAUUGAACAGCAGCGAGAUCGGCUUUGGAGUUUUCUAGAGCCAGUGUUUGCGGCAUGGAACAGUACAGCAACUCAGAACGCAGUAUCAUCGUUCGAGCAUUAUUGUCAUUCGCAAGGCUUUGAUCAAAUCGGGUCAUUCCUGUCAGCUGCUAAUGCCGCACAUAUUGAGGACUGGACUACCGUUUCCACGAGUCAGGAAGGCCAGAGAUUGCAGCAGGAGAUGGGUGACGCCUUUGCUAGCCUGCCACUCCGGGAGACAAGGGUGCUUCUAAGCGCUUCAACUGAUCGACUGGAGCAGAAUUCUGUCACGCAUAGGAUCAUCGGCGAUCUCUGGACCCCAUUGAUUUCACAGAUCCUGCAUGGUGUGCUUCAGAUUAUGAGCUUCAAUCAUAGAUUACACGACCCAUCAGCGUGGCCGAACAUGCCGCCUGAUCUGGGACCAGUGGUACGACGGUUGAUGCGUGAUCGCUACUGGCAGUCUGGCAUCUCAGAGGGCUCCAUGAACGAGUUUCACUCCAAGGUCAAGAACACGAAAACGACUUUGGAGGGCUUUGCAUCGUCGGUCAGGGGCAAGGUGCGGACUAAUCUAGAGCAAUGCUAUAGCAUUGUGCACACGUUAGGCAGGCUCGGUGAACGGUUCUACAGCAUGCCACAGAUCCCCGAAAGCAUCGCCGAAGCUAUGCUAUCAACAACUGGACCUCUCAGUCCACACCACUUUUCGACACUGUUGCUGAUGCUGCCAAAGCUUAUUGAGGAGUGCCCACCAGAAAAUCGCCAGCAUUUCCUUACUCCAAUCCUUGCGUCGCUCCUCCACCAAAUCACCUCGAAGCUCUCAAGCGAAUGGGACAAGAUCGAUCAUCGCAAACAAAAUGCACAAGAGGGGGAGAACCUCAACGACGAGAUGCGUGAAGACUCGGUGCUGCGUCAGACAACCUACAAGGCCGUCAACAUGGUCUCACUAUGGCUCAGCCCACGCAGGGAGCUGCAGCUGAGCGUCAAGAAGUCCAUCGACACCAAGGCCACUCAGACCAUGAUCAUCACCGCACAGCGACUGGUCGCCGCCUUCGCCACCGACUACCCUCUCCCCAUUGAGACCACCGCGCCGGUACGUGAAUAUAUCUCCGAGGAAAUGCUUAAAGCCGCCAUCACGGCCGUCAACGACGGCUACUUUGCGGACUAUCAGCAAUACUACGCCCAACUGGUUGCCAUGAUAUGGCUCUCAUACGGCCUGCCAAGCCAUAUUCCCGCCGCCAAUGGCCAGCCAGCAUACGAACGCCCCGCACUCACACAGACGCCGCGAAAUGUGCUGAUGAGCCUGCCCAACAUGUCCGAGGAGAAGGUCGACGCUGUUGCGGCGGCACUGGUCAAGGAAGGCCUGAAUGCGAAGCCGAGGAAGCUCAGAUCAAUCGUGAUGCACUUACUAGAAGGGGUCAGGGGCGUGAGGAUCAGUGACCUGGGAAAGAUCGAUACAAGAGCCCAGCAAAGUAGGAUUCUGGAAAAGUAUAAGCAGCGGGAGAGUCUGAGCAUGCAGGGCGUGGAGGAGCGGGCUAGGGAUGAUGGGGGCGGGGUGGAUUUGGGAGGCGUUGCGGAUAUGUUUGGCGCAGCCUAG